Molecule: messenger RNA, 658 nt
Organism: Scaptodrosophila lebanonensis
Lineage: Eukaryota; Metazoa; Arthropoda; Insecta; Diptera; Drosophilidae
Product: RNA-binding protein cabeza
Exons: 2
Coding region: 49-579 (176 amino acids)
Biological process (GO): RNA 5'-cap (guanine-N7)-methylation
Molecular function (GO): RNA binding
Source: RefSeq, a predicted model, not a curated record
AAUCGUAAAUAGUAAAGGUUUUCUACUUUUUUAUACUACCUACACAAAAUGGUUGAUCCGAACCGCAAAAUAAACCGUGUCACAGAAACGGACAUAGAUUUUUUAGAAGCAUGCGAGGAAGAGUUUGCGCUACGCUACACGGAUGAUGAUCCAGAAUUCAUGGCACAUUGCAGCAAACCGUUGCCUGAUCCGCCGCUGGUCGAGAAUUGGCAAAAUGGAAAUGGUUCUGGUGGGGGUGGUGGUGGUGGCGGCGGCGGUAGUGGUCACUACAAUAAUCGUUAUAACGGACAUCGCAGAGGCGGCGAUCGCGGCUGGCAAAGAAGAAGUGGUGGCGGUGGCUACCACAAUAACGACAGAGAUCGUGGAUACAGAGAUAAUCGAAAUCGCCCCAACCAUCGAUAUGAGCCGUCUGCACGCAGAGAUAGAUAUCGGGAACAAGAUCGAAAUGGCGCCGUCUAUAACGAACGGAAUAACGAACAAAGUGGCAGUAGCCGCGGCGGUGGUGCUGGCUCCGGCUCCGGCUCACCCUUGAAAGUGAGACGUGACUAUGGGAAGUUUGUGCCCGCCUCUAAAGAUUAGCAACGCAUUCUUGUUCAUAUAUGUAGUAUGUUUCUUCAAAUACACGUGCAUCAUUUUUAUUCAACGCUACAGAAACAAA